Molecule: messenger RNA, 750 nt
Organism: Neoarthrinium moseri
Lineage: Eukaryota; Fungi; Ascomycota; Sordariomycetes; Amphisphaeriales; Apiosporaceae
Exons: 2
Coding region: 1-750 (249 amino acids)
Source: RefSeq, a predicted model, not a curated record
AUGAAUGGCAGCAAAUCUGCAGGAGAGCCAGCGGCGGCUGCUGCAGCCGGCCAGCCUCAGACACAGACACCGGCAUCAACGGACGCCGCAGGCCCGACGGGAGCAGAGCCGCCAUUGAUGGCCGGUGCCAAUGGCGGCUCAUCGCUGACCAAGAAGCGCAAGAAGGAGGGACUGAAGCCCAUCAUCACCACCGAGGGGGCGCCUCCGACUGGCUCUCUGUUCUCUUUGUCCCUGCUAGUGCUAGGGGCGUCGCAGCCAGUGCCAGUGGCAGCUGUGUCGGAGAGUCUGCUCUGGCCCCUGGGCCGUACGGCAGAUGGCCGCCUGUCUCAGUUGCGACAAUGCGAAUCUGCAGCCCGAGGAUGGUCGAGUGGUCCCCAGUGGCUGGCGUUGUGUCUAUCCAUUGGCGGCGGGGCUGAGGUCGGCAUCCUGGAAUAUGGUACCGCUCAGCUCCUAGCUAAUCUGUGGACGGGCCCUAUGCUCCUGCUACGUAUGAGCGGCCCGGCCCCAGUCAAGAGGGAGAUCAACGAAAGCUGUCUCUGGACCGUACUCGAGCAGGACUCGGUAGAGCAAGAAAGCUCGCAUCUUGCUCUCUCUCUCACCGUGGCAAGAGAGCCGAGUCACAGGGGCGGGCCGUCAUGCUCGUGGUUGUGCACAAAUGUCUCACGAUACCAAGUGCGCGUGAGAGAGGGGGGAUCGUCAAAUGGAGCCCGCUUUCUCCUGCGCGUCUCCCGCAUCGCUUUUGCGGUCUGA